AUGGUCCACUGGCUCGACGUAACCCCCGAAUACAACACCUCCCCGCUCAUCCCCCUCUGCUUCGUAACCGUCCUCUCCUCCUACGGCCUCUACAUGUCAUACCAGAACAUCACGCGCCUCCAGGAGUACGAAGACCAGGCACAGAAGCUGUCGAAAUGGAGCAACACCGUUGCAGCGCGGUUGAACAAGACGAGGACGACGCAGACUAGUGGGACGAUCGCCAUGGUGCUGUCCACAUUCUGCUCGCUGCUGUUGUUGCUUACCAAGUUCGGCAUCACGACGCACGUGGUGCUCGCCCUCAUCUGCACGGCUGUCAGCGCGCUGGCGCGACUGCACAUGAAGACGUUCUGGAACGAGAAGGAGCAGGUCAGGAUCCCGCUGAUGGGCAAGUUCAACGAGGCGGUCAGCGGGAGCGAGGAGGUGGUGCAGUUGCUGGGGGGGAUCACGGCGGCGUGGAUUGCGGCGGGGUUGCUGUCGUUCUUUUAG
Paraphaeosphaeria sporulosa is the source of this 486-nucleotide messenger RNA. RefSeq lists its product as uncharacterized. The transcript has 2 exons. The coding region runs from base 1 to 486 and encodes 161 amino acids. Lineage: Eukaryota; Fungi; Ascomycota; Dothideomycetes; Pleosporales; Didymosphaeriaceae. The record is from RefSeq and is a predicted model, not a curated record.